Molecule: messenger RNA, 1281 nt
Organism: Perkinsus marinus ATCC 50983
Lineage: Eukaryota; Perkinsozoa; Perkinsida; Perkinsidae
Exons: 11
Coding region: 1-1260 (419 amino acids)
Source: RefSeq, a predicted model, not a curated record
AUGAAGACCUCGAGAGACUGGCUGCUCGCACUCUUCGUGCUGUCAUUCAUGCUGUACGCCAACGCUGAUGAGAUUUUCUCCAAGUUUAGAUUUUACCAUUUAGCCAAGGCGUGGAAGCCCCAGUUGGUCGCUGAGGCGGCGGCUUCGAUGCUCAUCGGCUUUGCCGCUACUACUUUCGAUGAUGUACGUCUAGUGGCUCUGAUACCGUGCCUGCUUACCUAUGCAUUGCGACAGAAGGUUACUGGCAACACCUUUACCACAAUGCUCGGGAUGCUCACCGGAGAGUUCCGACACUCCCAAGCGACGUUGAUUAUGAUAAUGCAACUCGUGGGAUCAGUUUUCGGCGGAGCGAUGCACUAUUUGUUCAUGUAUAGCACUCAUGCUACGGCACCAAUGCUGUUGAACAUCAUCGUGAGCCGUCUCACAGUGCAGUGGGCCGGCCUUAGGUCGGGUAUGCUCACAUCUUCGGAGGCAGCUCCUGGUGGUAUGGUAUUUAGUGACGCUCUGUGGGCAUCAGGACUGCUCCUGUUGUCCGUGGCUUUGGCUGCAGCAUAUCUAUUGAGCUCGAGGAACGUCGGCUUGGGUAUGCUGUUGAGCAGUUUUGCAGUGGGCAGCAUCUCCCUGGCAACUCCCACUAAAGGGGCCCUCGCAGCCGCCGUGUUGUACGAGGCGCUGCCCAGCCGUGUUGCAGUUACCGUCGCUGACCUCUCGGCUGGUCACUUGCCGUGUGCCUUUCCAAUAGCGUUCGCUUCAACGCUCAUCGGAGGUGCUGUGGCUGGGCUACUCUCGAAAACGACUGGCGUGCCUGCUGUGGCAGUGAUCCCAACAGCUGAUGGAGUUACGCUAGAGGCCAUCACAUCAGCACUAAUCGCCUUUGCCAUCGCGGGAAGAGUACCGCAUAAGUCCAUCAUCGUUGGAGGUCUCAUAUACUUUGGUUGCAUUCAAGACAGUCGAGUCAUCCCAACCGUUUCCGAGUUGGUCGGCUCCAGCGUUCAAGGGCUACUAUCUGAUAACCACCAAGCUUAUGCUAAUCUACUAGGAAGUCGGCUCUUUUGGCAAUUCCUGGGAGGCUUCAUUGGUGCCGGGAUGCACUCCUUCUUACUUGGCCACAUUCAGACCGAUGCUGAACGCUUAGCUGAUAAGGAGAAAGAUCGACUCCGUCAAGAGAAGCAUGAUAAGGAGAGGGCUGAGGCAGAGGCUGCCAAGAAGAGGGUAAAGGAUUACAAGAAGGGUGCCAUUGAUGAUAAGAAGAAACAAUAAGUAGAUGAUGGCACAAGUUGG